AUGCAAGAAAGACCAGAAGCUGACGGUCACAGCAGCAGUCAAGCCACCAAGCCGCUCUACGAAAAAAAAAAGGAACAAGUUCAAGUUCGUUUUGUCACCAAGCAAGAAAAAUACGCCAUCAGCGAUGCAGCAAUUCUCGUACCUGCAAACUUCAAGCGUUAUGGUCUCUCUGAGAUCGUGAACAACUUACUUAACCAUGAAAAACCUACUCCUUUUGACUUCUUGAUCGAUGGCGAAAUCCUCCGCACCAGCAUUGCUGAUUACCUCUUCAGCAAAAGUCUCUCAACUGAAAAUAUUAUUACCAUUGAGUAUGUCGAGUCCAUGCUUCCUCCUACACCUCUUACAGCUUACCAGCACGAUGACUGGAUUAGCUCAGUAAAAGGUCGCAAUGGUCUGUUCUUAACCGGAUCCUACGACAACAACGUACGACUUUGGAAUACUUCGGGUGAAUGCAUUGCCACCUUGACUGGACAUUCCGACUCGGUCAAGAGUGUCGCAUUUGGAUCUGUUGAUAAUUCUCUCGUUCACGCAUACUCCGGAUCUCUCGAUUACAGCUUGCUCGGAUGGGAGUACUCUACUGAAAACGACACAUCGCGCAUUCGUUACGAGUGCAAGGGACACAAAGCUGCUAUUGAGUCCGUAGCCGUCGAUUCCACCAACACAUAUAUUGCAUCUGCAUCUGCAGACAGCACUAUCAAGGUUUGGUUAGCAGUAGAGCCAGUGGAAGAUGAGCCUGCUUUGGAGGAGUCUGCACCAAAGAAGAGAAAGAAGACUGAAAAGAAGAGCGAUAGAAAGAUUAAGACUAGAGCUAUGACACUUGAGGGACAUGUCGGCUCCGUGAAUUCUGUCGUAUUCGAUGGUAAUGAUUCAAACAUUGUAUACAGUGCAGGCUGGGAUCAUUCUAUUCGUUCAUGGGAUGUUGAGCAGCAGGUUAACUUGGUUACAAAGAACUGUGAAAAGGUCGUAUUGGAUGUAGACUACUCUUCCCACUCAAAGUUGGCUGCCACCGGUCAUGCUGAUAACAUCAUUCGUUUAUGGGAUCCUCGGUCAGACGACGGAACAAAUGUCAAAUUGGCACUUCGUGGCCACUCUGCCUGGGUAUCAUCAGUAUCUUGGUCCUCUACCUCCGAGUACACACUUUGCUCCGGUUCUUAUGAUUCCACUGUGCGUAUCUGGGAUAUCAGAAGCAAGGGCCCUCUUUACACUAUUGAGGCUGAAGACCCUUCAAAGAAAGAGAAGGUGUUUAGUGUUCAUUGGGAUGGUGAGAGAGUAUUGAGUGGUGGUGAGGAUAAGAAGCUUAGAUUAUAUCAGGCCAAGGUAUAG
This is a messenger RNA of Phycomyces blakesleeanus NRRL 1555(-), 1323 nucleotides long. RefSeq lists its product as hypothetical. Lineage: Eukaryota; Fungi; Mucoromycota; Mucoromycetes; Mucorales; Phycomycetaceae. The record is from RefSeq and is a predicted model, not a curated record. The transcript has 11 exons. Gene Ontology annotation, cellular component: preribosome, large subunit precursor. Gene Ontology annotation, biological process: ribosome biogenesis. Gene Ontology annotation, molecular function: protein binding. Bases 1 to 1323 code for a protein of 440 amino acids.